This is a messenger RNA of Raphanus sativus (radish), 1287 nucleotides long. RefSeq lists its product as uncharacterized. Bases 64 to 1065 code for a protein of 333 amino acids. The record is from RefSeq and is a predicted model, not a curated record. Lineage: Eukaryota; Viridiplantae; Streptophyta; Magnoliopsida; Brassicales; Brassicaceae. The transcript has 4 exons. Gene Ontology annotation, molecular function: acetylglucosaminyltransferase activity.
ACUUGCGCAGGCGGCGAUAGACGCGCAAUUAGAAUCGCGCGGUGCGUUUUAGAAACCGUAAGGAUGUUUAAUACCUCCGCACAUGAAGUAAGAUGGUACGUGUUUGGAGACGACGACACGAUAUUCAUCCCGGAAAACCUCGCAAGAACACUCUCUAAAUAUGACCACAGAUCAUGGUACUACGUAGGAGCUGCCUCAGAGAUUUAUGAGUCGAACAGGGUGUUUGGAAACGACAUGGCGUUUGGCGGUGGAGGAAUCGCUUUAAGCAGUUCGUUGGCUAACAUUUUAGCUAAGAAAUUCGACUCUUGCAUCGAACGGUAUCCAUAUUUGUACGGAGGAGACUCUAGGAUUCAUGCUUGUGUGCUUGAACUUGGAGUUGGUUUGUCUCACGAACCUGGCUUCCAUCAGUUUGAUGUGAAUGGAAAUGCAUUAGGAAUAUUGACGUCACAUUCAACGAGACCAUUGGUGUCUCUACAUCACAUGUCUCACCUUGAUCCAUUUUUCCCAAAUUCAACAACUUUCUCCGCCGUCCAACACCUCUUCUCCGCCAUAGAACUUGAUCCUCUCCGUAUAUUUCAACUCUCCGUUUGCUACCACCGUCGGUACUCUUGGACCAUCUCCGUCUCCUGGGGAUAUACGGUUCAGAUUGAGAGUAGGCAUAUGUUUCUACGUGAUGUUUUGCGAACACAAGAAACGUUCCGACCAUGGCAAAACUUUGGCGGGUUGGCAAGUGUGUACACAUUCAACACAAGAGAGUUUAAUCCUGAUCCUUGUAAAAGACCUGUCACUUUCUUCAUGGAAUAUGUUUCCUCUAGUCCCGAUGAUGGAACUAUUAAAAGUGUGUAUAAGCAAGCUUACGAGAAUUGCACGUAUGAUCCCAUUUCAUCGCCUCGCAAAAUUGAAGAGAUUAGAGUGUUCUCGACAAGACUCGAUCCCGAUAUCAGACAAUUGAAGGCUCCGAGAAGACAGUGUUGUGAUAUUUUACAUAAUUCGACCGAAGGAAAAGUAAUGGAAGUUGCGGUUCGAGAGUGCAAAGAAGAUGAGUUCAUCUAUAUGCAACCCUAGUAGCAACGUAACUAACGUACUAUUAUACCUCCUGUUUUUCAUUGCUAUCCAAAUGUAACCUAAAUAGUUCUUAUUUUAUUUUUCCGUAUACUAUAUGAUACUAAACUGUUAAUCAGCUUGUUACCUUUCAACUUUUGAGGUUUGCGGUUAACUAUUUUUGACAUAUUCACCGGCUGUAACAUCCUUUAUGAAACGUAUGUAUUUUGAAUGGAGAAUUUAGGA